This is a messenger RNA of Melitaea cinxia (Glanville fritillary), 752 nucleotides long. RefSeq names its product low molecular weight phosphotyrosine protein phosphatase-like. The record is from RefSeq and is a predicted model, not a curated record. Gene Ontology annotation, biological process: protein dephosphorylation. The transcript is spliced from 4 exons. The coding region runs from base 108 to 593 and encodes 161 amino acids. Gene Ontology annotation, molecular function: acid phosphatase activity; non-membrane spanning protein tyrosine phosphatase activity. Gene Ontology annotation, cellular component: cytoplasm. NCBI's taxonomy places the organism in Eukaryota, Metazoa, Arthropoda, Insecta, Lepidoptera, Nymphalidae.
UUUGACAUAUGAUAGACGAUAUCGAUUUUUGACAUAACAUAUCUCUUAUACUUUUGUCAACAAUAGAUUUCAAGAUAAAUUUUACUAAAUAAGUUAUAAGAAUAAAAAUGUCCGGAGGGAAAAAGAAAGCUUUAUUCAUAUGUUUAGGCAACAUCUGCCGGUCGCCAAUAGCGGAAGGAGUUUUUCAAAAGGCAGUAAAUGAUAUGGGAGAAGGUGAUCAGUGGGAGAUAGAUAGCGCUGCGAUAGGGAGUUGGCAUGUAGGUAAUCCACCGGAUUGGAGAGCUCUGGAUACUAUGAAAAAACAUGAUGUACCGUACAACAACUGCGCGAGACAGAUAACCUCAGAGGACUUUAAUCAUUAUGACUAUAUAUUUGGAAUGGAUGAAGCUAAUAUGCGGGAUCUAAGCAAGAGAGCACCCAAAGGGUCUAAGGCUAAGCUCUUAUUAUUUGGAGAUUUUGACCCUCAAGGUGAUAGAAUCAUCAGGGAUCCUUACUAUGACAGUGACUCAGCUGGUUUUGAGAAGUGUUAUCAACAGUCAGUGAGAUGCUCGAAAGGUUUCCUGGAGCAGUUACAGAAAGGGGCUAUCAAGUGAAUUUUAACCUAAUAUUAUAGUCAUUCCAAUUGUUUAGAAUUAUAAUAUAAUUGUGUACUUUUUUAUCAUCUUUUUCAAGAAAAGACUUGAAUUAUAAUUUUAUGUGUCUGUGAAAUGGCAUUAAAAAUUAUCACUUUGAAAUGGUGAUUUAAAAUAAUA